ACGCCAGAAUGAAUGGUGAGCUGAUAGCUGGCCGCACCACGACGGCCAAGAGAGGAAACAGCACCUCCUACAGAUCCGACUAUGAGAUGGAGUAUGACAGAUACCCUGCUGAUCACUACAACAGGGUGUUUGACUGCCAGCGGGUCCCCUCCUCCAGUCCUGUGAAGCGGCGCCGGCCUUCAUCUUCCUCCUCCUCCUCUUCUUCCUCAGCAGCUCUGAGGAUGAAGAGCACCAGAGCCUCCUCUUCCUCUCACAGAAAACUGAAGAUGGCGGAGCUCCUGUCCAUAAAGAGAGAGCUGACGGUGAUCAAGGUUCAGAUCGACGGCCUGUUGGACUGUGUGGACAAGAUGGACCCUCGGAGGAAGGACUGCUCAGGUUCAGUCAGCAGUCUGGAGAGAGAGAGUCCCGAACCAGGAGAGGCGAGCGAGGAAGAGACGCUUCACUACUGCCCCCCCAGGAUAAAGCAGUUUGAGUCUGAUCUACAGGACGAUCUGUGAAACUGCAGAUCGUUCCAGAAAAAGAAAUGGAAACUGGGAUUGGUAACAGCUGGGAUUGGAUAUUCCCAAAAGAGUUGUUGACAGGAUCCUGAACUGUAUUGGAGUGACUCUCCUCCACCUAAAUCUGUCUCUUAUCUGCCCAUCACUCUCAGUUUGAUUUCUCUUCUGCGGCACCACCUUCAGUUCUGGUUUCCAAUCCACAAUGACGACAAAAUCCCCAAUCUGUUCCUGGUACAUCACUGUGCUCCAUGCCUACAUGCUAUUAUAUUAUUUAUUAUUCUGUAGGCAUAGCCAGAUAGACAAAACAUACAUUUUCUCUACCAACAGAUUAAAUUGGCCCCGUUUAUUGCCCUUGCUCCGAUGUUGGACUCCUAUCUGAUUAAAGUUAACCAAAUCAGCGAUAGAGCAGCUGGCAGCUCCUUAUUACACCCUUUAUUUUCAUUAGGUGUGUUAUAAUAAUGAUGUGUAACCAGAUGUGUACAGGAAGCCUCUGGGUGAAUUAUAUUUGGGAAAUCAGUGUUAAGUGAUUGACAGACUGGUAAUUUCCUGAAAUGAAGAUUAACUCUUGAUUAAAACUGCAUGUAGUGCAUAUAAACAACUGGGACAUCAUUUGGUUCAGGCUAGCUAACAGCUCAGAAGCAAAAUGAGUUUGUUACAUGUAAGCUAACAGUUUGUUUACGUUAGCUAACAGCUCUGUAGCUAAAAGAGUUUGCUACAUGUAAGCUAACAGUUUGUUUACGUUAGCUAACAGCUUAGAUGCUAAAAUAAUUUAUACAUGUUAGUUUACACCUGGUUUACAUUAGCUAAUAGCUUAGAUGCUAAAAUAGUUUCCACAUGCAAGCUAGCAGUGGGUUCAGGUUAGAAAAUACAGUAGCUGAAAUAGUUUGCUACAUGUGAGGUAGGAAUUGUUUUGGUUUGCUAAUGGUCUAGCAAAGAAAACUAAUUUCUUAAUGUUAGUUUAGCAGUUUUGCAACAACAAAGUUUGUAGAGGUUUGGUCGGUUUAGCAAAUAAAAUAGGAAAUUGUCAAGAACACAGUUUAGUCAAUCUUAGGGCCUGUUAAAGGAUGUGUUUGGUUAAAGUAGCUGGUCCUGGUUUAAUACAUAAAACAAUGUAAGAGUUCAGUGGCUAAAGCAGUACGCUAAAUGUAAGCUAACGGAAGCGCUAACAGUUGGUUAGCUAACAACUAUUUAAAAGAGGAAAUCUUUGGGUUUAGCUUAGACUGUAUAUAAAGGUUUAGCUUCUUAAGGAUCAGAUUGGCAGGUUUCUUUUGUUCAGUUUAGCGGCUCAAACAACUAAUUUAGUAAUCUUUGAAUCAAUAAACUCCAAGAAGUGGUCAAAAUGUGUCAUCAGCCGACUAAAUGGCUCAUUCUCUGAAUCGGGUGCCCUUUGUGUCCCCCAAGCUUACUUCAAAGAUUUUAAAUGAAAGGAAACUACACAAUGUAUGUUAAAGCAUUGAAUUAAAGGAACAGGGUUUUUUGCAUUACAAUGUAAAACGAAAUAUAUAUUUUUUGUUAUUGUUUUAUAAUAAUUAGUUGUCUUUGUAGUAGACAACACAAAUUUGUGCAUGUCCUCACUGAGCAUCAUCACAUAUUCAUUGAAUAUUAAACAAAUAACAAUUGCCAAUUAUACCAACAUUUUGAUGCUAAUAUAAUCAUAUGCGUGUGUACUUUAACUGAGAAAAAAAAAAACAUGAAUUAUCUAUGAAAUUGCACUAUUGACACUCGUCCCCCAGUUUGUUUCAAGCCCGUCACGCUAUACAUUUGACCCCCCUAUUAAAAUAAUGGAUCAGUCCAUGUGACAUCUGCUUUGAGGGAGUGACAUCACAGAAGUCUAUUGAGGAAAAGGUGGCAAAGAAAGGCAAGUGUCAGUAUCUUCUCUUACCUAUAUUUUUUAUUGUCAGAUUGAGAUUGUCAUGGUCAACAUUUCAACUCUGUUGUAUGAAUUACUUAUGGUAAACAAUUAUUUAGGAAAAUAUUACAAUUUUAUGAUGUCCUUAAAUUCCAUGUGGUGCUGUCUUAGCUAAACAAGGUCUCAUGGCUACUUUUUACCAAAAACUUCAACCCGUCACAUUUUUUCAAAGAUAUUCCUAGUAAUUAUUUAUAUUUUGUGCCUGAGGUGCGGAAAUGUGUUUUCUCAAAGUGUUAAAUAGUCCACUACCAGAUGUUAUGAUCACAAAUGCAAAAAAUGUAGUUUCAUUUUUCAAAAAGGUAAAGACCCAAAAGGCACCCGAUUCAGAGAAUCACCCAAAUUCUAAAAGGGUCAUAAGCCUUAUCCAUUUACGACAUUAAAACUAUGUGUUUACUGUGUAGUUUUCUUGUGGAGGUCCAUUCAAUGCUGAAGUCUAACUCUAUAGCGUUAGGUUUGCAAUAACUGGAAUGGUGGAUAUACUAUUUGUCUCUUACUUUUAAUUGUAAAUGCAUAUUUGAAAAAUCCAUAAAAUGGCAAACUUUUGGCUUCAAAAAGGAUGCCGUUUAAUUUCAUUUACGUCCAUGAAACAUUUAGAGCAGGGGGGUCAAACUCAAAUACACAGUGGGCCAAAAUAAAACAAUGGGUGCUAGUCGAGGGCCGGACUGGUUCAAUGUUUAUUGCAAAACUUAUUGAAAUGAACUUAUUGCACAUAUUCAACCUGGAACUAACAAAGCUUAAAUGAUUGCCUAUAAAAACA
Gymnodraco acuticeps is the source of this 3163-nucleotide messenger RNA. Its product is annotated as RNA-binding Raly-like protein. The record is from RefSeq and is a predicted model, not a curated record. NCBI's taxonomy places the organism in Eukaryota, Metazoa, Chordata, Actinopteri, Perciformes, Bathydraconidae.